AUGACUGCUACAACAAAAUCUUUUCCUUAUGAAGACCCUGAAAAUAAUUUUAAUACUGAUGUAAUUAACAAUGAUAACGAUGAUGGUAAUAUUCCUAGUAAUCAGACAAAUUAUUUAGAGAAUUUAGAAGCAGAAUAUAAUCAAUAUAAAUACUCUGAAUUUGAACCUAUAAAUAGCAACAACCACUACAAUAAUAACGGUAGUAUUAGUAAUAAUAUUCAAAAUUUUUCUACUAAUGUAGAACCACAUGUAUCGAAAUUAAAUGAUAUUAAUUAUGAAAAAAUUAAUAAUAAAAAAUUUCAAAAUACAAUCAUAUUUAACAACAAUUAUAAUAACCAGGUUAUACCAGAAUAUAAUGAAGCUCUUGUCACAGAAAAAGAAUACUUUAAUCACUCUUUGAAAAAUUAUUUCACUUUAAAAUCUGUCGGCGAUUAUAUAAAAUCUUUAUUCCCUAUAAUUCAUUGGUUGCCACACUAUAACUUUGUAUGGCUAUCACAAGAUUUAAUCGCAGGGAUUACUGUUGGUUGUGUCCUUGUGCCACAGUCUAUGUCUUAUGCUCAAUUGGCUACGUUACCUCCACAAUACGGAUUAUAUUCUUCUUUUAUUGGUGCUUUCAUAUAUUCCCUCUUUGCUACUUCAAAGGAUGUCUGUAUUGGUCCUGUCGCAGUUAUGUCUUUGGAAACUGCCAAGGUCAUUGCAAAAGUCUCAGAAAAAUAUCCAGAUGGUUCAAUCGAUGCUGCAGUAAUUGCAAGCACUUUAGCUUUAUUGUGUGGGAUCAUUUCUUUAGGGAUCGGUCUUUUAAGAUUGGGUUUUUUAGUUGAAUUGAUAUCUUUGAAUGCCGUGGCAGGUUUCAUGACAGGAUCUGCUUUAAAUAUCAUAUCUGGUCAAGUACCAUCUUUGAUGGGAUAUAGCAAAAAAGUUAACACAAGAGAAUCCACUUAUAGAGUCAUCAUCAAAAGUUUGAAACGUUUACCUGACACAAAAUUAGAUGCUAUAUUUGGUCUCAUCCCCAUGUUUAUCCUAUAUUUUUGGAAAUGGUGGUGUAAUUCUAUGGGACUUAAAUUGAUAGAUAAAUAUUAUUCAAAGAAUUCAAAACAAUACUAUUUUUGGAAAAAAUUCUAUUUUUAUGCACAAGCUUGCAGAAGCGCAUUCGUGAUAAUCGUCUUCACGGCAAUCUCAUGGCGUAUAACGCAUGGCAAGCCUUCUAAUGAUAGACCAAUUCAGAUUCUAGGGGAGGUCCCAAGUGGGUUACAUAAUAUUACAACAAUCAAAGUUCCUGAUGGUUUAAUGAAAAAUAUUGCUCCUGAAUUACCAGCUUCAAUAAUUGUGUUGUUGUUAGAACAUAUUGCUAUUGCUAAAUCAUUUGGUAGAGUUAACGACUAUAAAAUUGUCCCUGACCAAGAAUUAGUAGCCAUCGGUGUUACUAAUUUAAUCGGAACUGUGUUUCAUGCUUAUCCUGCUACUGGUUCUUUCUCUAGAUCGGCACUAAAGGCAAAAUGUAAUGUCAAGACACCACUAUCCGGUAUUUUCAGUGGUACUUGUGUUAUCAUUGCCAUAUAUUGUUUAACCGGCGCCUUUUGCUAUAUCCCAAAGGCGACCUUAAGUGGUGUCAUUAUUCAUGCUGUCUCUGACUUAGUUGCAACAUAUACUACUACAUGGAAUUUUUAUAAAAUGAAUCCAACUGAUUUUGUUUGUUUCUUGGUAACAGUUUUUAUCACUGUAUUCUCUUCUAUUGAAAAUGGAAUUUAUUUUGCUGUCUGCUGGUCAUGUGCUAUUCUUUUGUAUAAAGUGGCAUUUCCAUCUGGUCAAUUCUUGGGCCGUGUAGAGAUAGCUGAAGUGAUCAAUGCUAACAUUAUCCCUAAUGAUUCAGUCACUAUUAGCAGUGAUGAAAUUAGUGAGGAGGAUGAAAAACAGGAAGACUUCAAUGGCACUAAAAAACCAAGAAAAUUUUCCAAAACUAAAAUUUAUGAGAAGAACUCUACUUCAUUUUCUACAGGUUCCAUGGAUAAUUUAUUUUCCAAGAAAAUAAUUUAUCAUACCAAAUGGGUCCCAAUUGACCAUAAAUAUACGAAGGAAUUAAAUGGUGAGUUACAGAUUUUACCACCACCACCCGGUGUCAUAGUUUAUAGACUGAAUGAUAGUUACACAUACAUUAAUUGUUCAAAACAUUAUGAUACAAUAUUUGAUAAAGUUAAAAAAGUAACAAGACCUGGGAAAUUAUUACAUCAUAAAAGGAAAUCUGACCGACCAUGGAAUAAUCCUGGGGAAUGGGAAGCACCAAGGUUUUUAUCUAAAUUAUUUAAAGGUAACAAAAAUUAUACCAAUGAUCUAGAGAAUAAUAGUCUUCAAAAUAGUGAAACCAAAAGAGAUGAAAGACCAUUGCUGAAGAUCGUUUGCUUAGAUUUCUCACAAGUAUCACAGGUUGAUGCUACUGCUAUUCAAUCAUUAAUUGAUUUAAGGAAAGCAAUUAAUACUUAUGCUGAUAGACAAGUAGAAUUCCAUUUUACUGGUAUUAUAUCGCCAUGGAUUAAAAGAUCUUUGAACAAGUUUGGAUUCGGUGAUGUUAAUGAGACUUAUAGCGAUGAAUCCAUCAUAUCUGGUCAUGUAUCCUAUCAUUUAGCCAAGGUACCCAAUGAUUUAGAAUCCGGUUAUGAAGUUAGAGCAGCUACAGGCACCAACUUACCAUUUUUCCAUAUCGAUAUUCCUGAUUUUAAUAAGUGGGUAUUAUAA
Arxiozyma heterogenica is the source of this 2730-nucleotide messenger RNA. RefSeq names its product sulfate permease (gene SUL2). Lineage: Eukaryota; Fungi; Ascomycota; Saccharomycetes; Saccharomycetales; Saccharomycetaceae. Bases 1 to 2730 code for a protein of 909 amino acids. The transcript has a single exon. Gene Ontology annotation, molecular function: secondary active sulfate transmembrane transporter activity. Gene Ontology annotation, cellular component: plasma membrane. The record is from RefSeq and is a predicted model, not a curated record. Gene Ontology annotation, biological process: transmembrane transport.